AUGUCGUUUUGGCCGGCAACAAAACCAUCGUUCGGGGACGAAGUGGUGUUGCGUUCUAUUGAUUGGCUGGAAAACUUCCCCUGGAGAAACGAUGCAACUGUGAAAUGUGAUAAGGGUAAAUAUCAAAUUUUAUUGCACGCUAAGGAUUUUACACCAGAAGAGAUUACAGUGAAGACUAUAGAUGGGUUUAUUGUUGUGGAAGGCAAGCAUGAAGAGAAAAAAGAUGAAGAUGGAUACAUUUCUCGGCAUUUUGUGAGGAGAUACAUAUUACCAGAUGGUUGUCGACCUGAGUCAGUUGAAUCUAAGUUAUCUUCCGAUGGAAUCCUUACUAUUACCGCCCCCAGGAAACCGACUGAUGAUAUACAGAAUUAUUUGAUCUAUGUGAAUAAUUGGAGAAAAUUGUGUGUGAUUCAUAAAACUGUAGACUCAUUUCUGUGGGACAGGAUACUUUCAGGUGCAUUGGACGUAAAAGAAUGGCUAUCCGGUGACCGUAAAACGAAGCUCUGCACUGCCCGUCCUACCUGGCAAACUAUGUCUUUUCGCCAUGGCCUCUACAAGAAGACCUUCACUAACAUACGUGUGCACUUGGUGGACGUGCUUGAAGUCGAUACUAAGAAUAUGACCGUCCGCUGCGAGCCUUUAGUAACCAUGGGCCAGUUAUCUAAGACCUUAGAGCGACUUGGUUUAGCAUUAGCGGUGGUUCCCGAGUUAGAUGGUCUGACGGUGGGCGGUUUGGUAAUGGGAACAGGGGUAGAGACAUCUUCUCAUAUAUACGGCCUGUUCCAACAUAUUUGCUUAGAAUACGAGCUUGUGUUAGCUGAUGGGUCUGUAGUGACAUGCAGCGAGCAACAAAAUCCUGAUCUUUUCUAUGCAGUGCCUUGGUCAUAUGGAACAUUGGGCUUUCUUACUUCAGUGGUUAUUAAAGUCGUACCUGCGAAAAAAUACAUCCGUCUACAAUAUCACCCAUAUACAAAUUUAUCGGAUUUAGCUAAAAGGUUUCAAGAAGAAUCUACAAAAGACAAUCCUCAUCAGUUCGUCGAAGCAUUACUGUUUGCAAAGGAUAGUGGAGUUGUGAUGGUUGGUGAUAUGGUAGACUCAGUGGGCAGAGAUGGCAAGCUUAAUCCUAUUGGCGCGUGGCAUUCGGAGUGGUUUUUCAAGCAAGUCGAAAAAAAUUUGAAAAAAUGUCUUCAAGGAAACAGCAAAAAGACUAUAGAAUAUAUUCCAUUAAGAGAUUAUUAUCACAGACACACUCGCAGCAUCUUUUGGGAACUUCAGGAUAUUAUACCAUUCGGAAAUAAUGUGAUUUUCCGUUACUUAUUCGGCUGGAUGAUGCCUCCAGAGGUGUCUCUAUUAAAGCUAACUCAAACUGAGGCGGUCGCUAAAUUGUACAACAAAGCUCAUGUCAUUCAGGACAUGUUGGUGCCAGUUAAUACCUUGGAGGAGGCUAUAGAAGUGUUUCAUCAAGAAUUUGAGGUAUAUCCCAUAUGGCUGUGCCCAUUCAAAAUCUUCAGUAAACCUGGACAGUUGCGAAUCGAUUCCAGCGAGUGGCAAAUGUUCGUUGACAUUGGGGUCUAUGGAGUCCCUAAGGCUAAAGAUUUUGUUACUGAACCAUCGACUAGAAAAAUUGAAAAUUUCGUAACUCAAAAGCAUGGAUUUCAAAUGCUAUACGCGGACACUUAUACAACACUUGAAGAGUUCCGACGGAUGUUCGACCACACUCUCUAUGAUAAACUCCGUAAUUCUCUACCGUAUUGUAAAGAAGCCUUCCCUGACAUAUAUGGAAAAGUUAAUAAGAACGGUAAAAACAUCAUCAUGACGGCAGUUAAACCAGAGACUUUUCUAGAAUAUCUCAUAAUAGAAUAUAGAUGGCUUAUAGCUAUCACUAUUUUGAUGCCGGCUUCCUUCCUGUGGAAGAUUUGGUUGACAGUUAGGAACUAUAUCGUGUUUAAACUGAACAGUGCAGCAAAACACCACGAUAGAAAAGUUAAAGGAGUUCAGAGACAGAUUAAGGAAUGGCUGGCCGGUGACCGUAAAACAAAGCUAUGCACUGCCCGCCCCACCUGGCAAACCAUGUCGAUUCGCCAUGGCCUCUACAAGAAGACCUUUACUAACAUUCGCGUGAACUUGGUGGACAUACUUGAAGUCGAUACUAAAAAUAUGACAGUCCGUUGCGAACCAUUAGUAACAAUGGGCCAGUUAUCCAGAACCCUGGAACCUCUCGGUUUAAUGAUACCUGUGGUCCCUGAGAUGGACCAGCUUACCGUGGGCGGCUUGAUCAACGCAACAGGAGUAGAGACGUCUUCUCAUAUAUACGGCCUUUUCCAACAUAUUUGCGUAGAAUACGAGCUUGUGUUAGCUGAUGGAUCUGUAGUGACAUGCAAUGAGAAACAAAAUUCUGAUCUCUUCUACUCAGUACCGUGGUCAUUCGGAACACUGGGUUUCUUGACAUCCGCCACUUUAAAAGUCAUACCUACGAAAAAGUACAUCCGUCUAGAGUAUCACUCAUACACUAACUUACCGGAUUUAUCAAAGAAGUUUCGUGAUGAAUGCGUAAAGAAAAAUCCUCAUGAAUUCGUUGAAGCAUUGAUGUAUACAAAGGACACUGGUGUUGUGAUGGUUGGAGAUAUGGUGGACGAAGUGGGUACUGAUGGCAAGUUUAAUGAUUUUGGUAAAUGGCAUGCGCAGUGGUUUUUCAAGCAAGUGGAAAAUUACUUGAAUAAGUAUCGUCAAGGUCAUGGUCAAAAGGCCGUAGAAUAUAUUCCUUUAAGGAGUUAUAUAUACAGACACACUCGCAGCUUUUUCUGGGAACUUCAGGAUAUUAUACCAUUCGGUAACAAUGUGAUAUUCCGUUAUUUAUUCGGCUGGAUGAUGCCCCCAGAGGUGUCUCUAUUAAAACUGACUCAACCUGAGGCGGUCACUAAGUUGUAUAAUAAAGGUCACGUCAUUCAGGACAUGUUGGUACCUAUCGAUGACUUGGAAGAGGCUGUAGAAGUGUUCCAUAAGGAAUUUGAGGUUUAUCCCUUAUGGCUGUGCCCGUUCGUACUGUUUAACAACCCUGGACUGUUGAGGAUCGACUCCGGCGAGUCAAAAAUGUUUGUGGAUCUCGGAGUUUACGGGAAUCCUAAAGCUGAAGGAUUUGUUGCUGAAGCAUCUACCAGAAAAAUAGAACAUUUUGUAAGUCAAAAGCGUGGGUUCCAAAUGCUCUACGGAGACACAUACGUCACGUUUGAAGAGUUCCGUCGUAUGUUCGACCACACUGUCUACGACAAACUGAGAAACUCCCUACCAUAUUGUAAAGAAGCGUUCCCGGAAAUAUAUGGGAAAGUUAAUAAGAGUGUUAGAGUU
Molecule: messenger RNA, 3345 nt
Organism: Brenthis ino (lesser marbled fritillary)
Lineage: Eukaryota; Metazoa; Arthropoda; Insecta; Lepidoptera; Nymphalidae
Source: the annotation of a GenBank genome assembly